Messenger RNA from Scutellospora calospora, 234 nucleotides. The record is from the annotation of a GenBank genome assembly. NCBI's taxonomy places the organism in Eukaryota, Fungi, Glomeromycota, Glomeromycetes, Diversisporales, Gigasporaceae.
UUGUUAGAUGCACUUACUGAAGAAAAAACUGUGGAAACCUAUAAAAUAAUAGAUAAAACUAUAAGAAACCUUAGUAUUAAUAACCUACAAAGUCUAAAACAUUUUUUAGAAAUGUUAAUAAAUGUUAGCUUAGAUCAUAACCUUGAUAAUAAUAAAAAAGAAGAAAAGGUUAUUAAUCCCAAAUCUGAAAGUUCUCUUAACACUAUUCAGUUACAAAAAAGACCUGAUCUUUGA